AUGUCAAACACAGAUCAGUAUACUGUUGGUUGGAUAUGUGCAUUGGAGACAGAAUAUGUUGCUGCGCGGAGCUUUCUUGACAAGAAGCAUGGCCGACCCGAAAUGUUAUCACCAAAUGACAACAAUCACUACACGCUAGGAGAAAUCGCGGGGCACUACAUCGUGAUUACGGUUCUGCCAGAUGGAGAAUACGGGUCUUCAUCAGCUGCUGGCGUUGCUAGAGAUAUGGUGCACAGCUUUCCAAAUGUUCGAUUUGGGCUGAUGGUUGGGAUUGGUGGUGGUGCCCCUACCACCCAGGACGUCCGUCUCGGCGACGUUGUCGUCAGCUCAUCUCGGAGUGGACAUGGCGGCUUGCUUCAAUAUGAUUUGGGCAAAGAAGUUCAAGACCAAGGGUUUCAUCAGACUUGGUUUUUGAAUCAACCACCUCCGAUUCUGCGCACAGCCGUAUCUGGACUCCAGGCGCAAUAUGAGGAGGAGGGCCAUCAAUUGAAGGAAAGCAUUGAGAGCGUGCUUGAGGGUAACAAAAGACUGAAACGGAAAUACGCGCGGCCUCCCGCUGAAAGCGGCAGGCUUUACAAUAGCCAAUUUACUCAUAUACUGGAUAGCCAGCCGACCUGUGCUGAACUCUGUGAUGAUUCCGAGUUAAUCUUCCGACCGGAGCGAACCGAGAAUGAAGACAAUCCUGCUAUUCACUACGGGUUGAUCGCGUCUGGAAAUAGGGUCAUUAAAGAUGCAAUAUUUCGGGAUAAACUAGCGGCAGAAAAAGGAGUCUUGUGCUUUGAAAUGGAGGCAGCUGGACUGGCGAACCAUUUCCCUUGCUUGGUCAUUCAGGGAAUUUGCGACUAUGCUGAUUCCCACAAAUACGAAGAAUGGCAAGGCUAUGCAGCCAUGGCGGCAGCUGCAUAUACGAAAGACCUCCUCCAUCAGAUUGUCCCUCAGCGGGUAAACCCCGACCGGAAGGCCCGUGAAGUUUUGGAUGGUAUUCAAAACCAACUCGAAAAUGUGUCUAGGGAUGUUCAUGAUCUUCGGAUCAUUACCGGCGAAUCAGCUAAGGAAAUCAACGCUAUAACCGAAGAUUACAUGCUGAAGGAGCUGCCAGUUGCCGCAGGAGCUGAAUUUGGAAAUUAUAUGGACCAACAUGAAGAGGGAUAUCUUCCGGGGACGAGAAAGGAGCUUCUCCUUGAUAUUGAAAAGUGGGCUGCUUGA
Molecule: messenger RNA, 1206 nt
Organism: Aspergillus puulaauensis
Lineage: Eukaryota; Fungi; Ascomycota; Eurotiomycetes; Eurotiales; Aspergillaceae
Product: 5'-methylthioadenosine/S-adenosylhomocysteine nucleosidase family protein
Exons: 2
Coding region: 1-1206 (401 amino acids)
Biological process (GO): nucleoside metabolic process
Molecular function (GO): catalytic activity
Source: RefSeq, a predicted model, not a curated record